This is a messenger RNA of Cotesia glomerata, 3123 nucleotides long. Its product is annotated as exocyst complex component 3-like. Bases 361 to 1401 code for a protein of 346 amino acids. The transcript is spliced from 3 exons. The record is from RefSeq and is a predicted model, not a curated record. NCBI's taxonomy places the organism in Eukaryota, Metazoa, Arthropoda, Insecta, Hymenoptera, Braconidae.
UUGUUAUAAAUGGAGCUAAGUUUUUCUUAAGUAAUGCGAUAAAUCUGUUGACGUAAAUAUCACUCAAUUUAAUAACAAAACAAAAUACAAGUUAAUAAUUUAGCAGACAAAAAUUCAAUUUUGUUUUAAUUAUUUAAUUUAUAAAUAUAUCAUUUAUUUGGCAUAUAAUAUUGCUUAUCAAAAAUAAAAAGCCAAUAUUUAUUCUGUGAAACUUCGGUUCCAGGUUAUGAUAUUAUUGAUGUUUAUGUUUCAUAAAAUUAAAGUUUUGAGUAUCUAUGUUCAUCUUUGUUGAAGAUAAAUUCCUAGAGUGAAUGAAAUCGAACUAUUACGUUUUAAAGACAAUUUAUAUUGAAAAUAGUGAUGGCAUAUAGAUCUAUUGAUGAUAUUGGCAGUAGACAACUCCGAAAUAGAUUAAACCGUUUACGUGAAAAUUUAAAUGACUUAAAUGAAAAUAUUGAGCAAAUAAUUCCGGAUGAAGCUCGAAAUGAAAAUGAGAUGCUGAACGAUGGUCUUCAAGGCUGGAACAAUGAAAUUAUAUUUCCUGCUGUAUAUAUGGAUAAUCAAAAUGCUGACCCAAUAUUUCAUAGAGAAGAGAGAAUAGAAAUCUUGGAAGAUCAAUUUAAUGUCACUGACGAAAGUUCAAGCGAUGAGAGUGAUUAUCAACCGGAUAUAAACAAUGAUGGAAAUGAUAGUGAUGAUGAAGAUGAUAUUGAUAAUGAAAAUGAUAGGGAUGAUGAAGAUGAACCAGCUGGUGGAAAUGAUAAUCAAAAUCGAAGAAAUAAUUAUGACAUCAAUCAAAAUCAACCUCUUUUCGAUGGUGAUAGAAUAACUGUUGGGGACAGCAUGUUAACUAUUCUCUCUCUCCUGUUGAGUCAUAAUUUAUCUAUGGCUUGUAUUGAAGACAUCAUUAAAGCGAUUGAAUUGCACUGUUUGCCAAACGGACUGAAAAAAAUAGUUUAUUCAAGUUUAAGAAAUAUUUUCAACUUGAAGAAACCAAUCUCAUUAAACAUUAUUACUGCAAGUUUUGUAUUAGAGAACUUGUUAAUGAAAAUGACGAAUGUCCAUCGUGUGUCAAAAAAAAACUCAUACUUUGUACAGUUGCCAAUAAUCAGCCAAUUACAAGAAAUGUACAAAAGACAGGAUUUCUAUGAGAGACUGCAAUUUAGAUUUCAAAGACCAAUUCCUCUUCCUGGUACCAUUACGGACAUUUAUGAUGGAGAACUAUACAGAGAAUGGUUUAACAACGGUUUCUUAUCUAACCCUAACAACAUAUCCUUCAGCUGGUAUACCGAUGGUAUACCCGUUUACAAAUCGUCGCAUAUAAGUAUAUGGCCAUUUUAUCUUACAAUUAAUGAGCUACCAUUUAAUGAACGAAAGAAAGAGAGAAUACAUUGCUCUUAGGUUAUUGGUUCGAUGAUAAGAAGCCAUAUAUGAAUAAUUUUAUACACAAGUUCCGAGAAGAGUUACAGCGUGUUGCUGAAGGUGUAGAAAUUUAUCUUCCUAACAACAUCCAAAUAAAUGUAAGAGGUAUAGUACUUAUGGGUGUUUGCGAUCAGCCGGCAAAAGUGAUUGUUUGAAUUUUUGUCCUGUAUAAUGCUGAUUUUGGUUGUACAUCUUGUUUAAUACAAGGCCAAACAUUGUGUACAGAUGCAGGUGGUCAUGUUCACGUUUAUCCGUAUGAACCUCAGACACAAUUAAGAACCUCGGUGCAAACAAUACAACAUGCAAAUUUCACAACACCAGACCAGUCUGUAAUGGGAGUUAAAGGGAAUUCUGCACUAUUGUUAAUUAUGCCUGAUUUUAUUCGAGGCAUUGCAAUAGAUCGUAUGCAUUGCUGCGAUGGUGGUGUAAUUAAAAAAAUUCUGACUCUGUUGUUUGAUGCUUCGUACAGCGAUAAAGUCUUUUCAUUACGAGCAGUCAUGAACCAAAUAGACAACCGAUUGAUAGGUAUCAAGCCACCUAAGUUUGUACACCGUAUGCCACGUUCCAUUAAUGAUUUGAAACAUUGGAAAGCAUCCGAAUUAAAAUGUUUUGCUUUUUAUUACACAAUACCAAUAUUUGAAGGCAUUAUGCGUCCUGAUUAUUUUCAACAUUUGUUAAAAUUGAUUAUUGGUCUAUUCAUCUUAAGUUGUGAUGUAAUUAGUGAUGCUACAAUCGAAGUAGCUCGUGAUCUUUUAAAUUGUUUCGUUCGGGAUUUUGAACAGUUGUAUGGGUUAAGGUAUUGCUCUAUAAAUACACAUUUAUUGAUACAUUUACCUGACUCCGUAAAAACUUUAGGGACCCUUGUGGGCUCAUACGUGUUAUGAAUCUGAGGACUUGAAUGGACAACUAUUAAAAGCUAUUUCAUGGAACAUGGCAUAUAGAUACUCAACUAGCACGAUCUCAAAGUCAAUUUCUAACUAUGACAAGGCUUAUUGAUUUAUCACAAAAUGAAAAAUGUGCGUCAUUUUUGCCAGGAAAAAAAUACAAGCCAAAAUUUUGGAUCAAAUAUCCGACCACUGUUACAGUGUUGGUAAUUAUGAAGAACUAUAAAAUGAUGACAUACCACAAAUUAUUAUCGAUGCAUUGCAACAAAGUGGACUGUUAAAUAAUAAUAUGUUAAUAAAGCAGUAUUUUAGACUCAUGAAAUGUAACAAAUUAUAUAUAUCAGAAAUGUACAAGGACAAUUUAAAGACGUCAUCUUCAAUGGUGCAAUAUUUGGAAAAUAACCAACUCCGAUUUGGUUUGAUUUAUUGUUUUAUACAAUGGACACAUUGUAUUUGUUUCCAAAAUAUCUGUAAUUGCCCUAAACAUCAUUUUGCUAUUAUCCGUGAAACUAUCGGUAAUGAUGUAUUUGUAGCUAAUGGAGAUCGUUUCUUAUAUGACAGUAGAUCAUUCUUACAAAAAUGCACUGAAAUUGAUUAUGUUAGAGCUAUCUCAGUUGAAUUACUUACUACACCAUGCUUUUAUAUUAAAAUUGAUAAUCAACAAUUUGUAGCAGUUCCUAUAAACAGUAAAGAACGUGAAUAAAUUACAAUAUGUAAGCGAAGUGAUUAAAAUUUUGUUAAUAAAUUUAAUUUUAUUUUUAUCAGCUAAAUAAACAAUACUAAAAUAUUUUUCAUAAAAAGAUUCACAAUUUAAAUA